AGUAAAUAAAUUGGCGCGAGUUGUGCGCAUGUAAUUUGGAGGAACAAAAAGAAACAAAUUUCAACAAUGACAGAUAAAGACGAAGGCUUUGAUGAUGCCGUGGAGGAGAGGGUUAUCAAUGAGGAAUAUAAGAUCUGGAAGAAGAACACCCCCUUUUUGUAUGACCUCGUCAUGACACACGCCCUGGAGUGGCCCAGUCUGACCGCGCAGUGGCUCCCUGAUGUCACCAGACCUGAAGGGAAAGACUACUCACUUCACAGACUGAUUCUGGGAACACAUACGACAGAUGAAAUGAACAAUUUGCUGAUAGCCAGUAUUCAGCUUCCUAAAGAUAAUUCCACAUUUGACACAUCUGCGUAUGAUAGUGAACACGGAGAAUUUGGAGGAUUUGGAUCCGUCAGCGGUAAAAUCGAGAUUGAGAUAAAAAUAAACCACGAGGGUGAAGUUAACAGAGCCAGGUACAUGCCCCAGAAUCCCUGUAUCAUAGCAACCAAAACACCGUCAAGUGACGUCCUGGUAUUCGACUACACAAAACAUCCCUCUAAACCUGAUCCCAGUGGUGAAUGUAAUCCUGAAUUACGACUCAAAGGACAUCAGAAAGAAGGAUAUGGUUUAUCCUGGAAUCCUAAUCUAAAUGGACACCUCCUCAGUGCUUCAGAUGAUCAUACAAUAUGUUUGUGGGAUAUUAAUACAAACCCUAAAGAACACAGAGUUAUAGAAGCCCAUACCAUCUUCACAGGACACACAUCAGUAGUGGAGGAUGUUGCCUGGCAUUUACUUCAUGAAAGCUUGUUUGGAUCAGUAGCUGAUGAUCAGAAGUUGAUGAUCUGGGACACCAGGUCAAACAACACAACCAAAGCCAGUCACAUUGUGGAUGCACACACAGCAGAGGUGAACUGUCUGUCCUUUAACCCCUACAGUGAAUUUAUCCUGGCAACAGGGUCAGCUGACAAGACUGUCGCAUUGUGGGAUCUGCGGAAUCUAAAACUAAAACUACAUUCAUUUGAAUCGCACAAGGAUGAAAUUUUCCAGGUUCAGUGGUCUCCCCAUAACGAGACAAUUCUAGCCUCCAGUGGAACAGAUAGAAGACUCCAUGUCUGGGAUCUAAGUAAAAUUGGAGAGGAGCAGUCAGCAGAAGAUGCUGAAGAUGGACCACCAGAACUUUUGUUUAUUCAUGGAGGACACACAGCUAAAAUUUCGGACUUCUCCUGGAAUCCUAAUGAACCCUGGGUAAUUUGUUCGGUAUCUGAGGACAACAUAAUGCAAGUUUGGCAGAUGGCUGAGAAUAUUUAUAAUGACGAGGAACCAGACACACCCGCAGCUGAACUAGAAUCAGCCACUUCAUAGACGGCUUCGACGGAAGGAAGGAGUCGAGAGACCAGGAAAGUCAAUUGUCCACUCAUCACAUUACUGUUUUAUUUCAUUAUUGCCUUGGGAUAUUGAGACUGAAUAUUUUUAUCUCAGUGAAUUUAGAUAAUAUAAUUUAAUUGAACUGUUUGUGUCAUAUUUCUAAUACAUUUAGAAACUUAGUAGUAGCAUUUAUUGUUUAUCAUACUUGUGUAAAGUGUGCAUUUGUACAGUAAAUCAUGUCUAAAUGUCAAA
Messenger RNA from Saccostrea cuccullata (small rock oyster), 1602 nucleotides. Its product is annotated as histone-binding protein RBBP4. The record is from RefSeq and is a predicted model, not a curated record. Gene Ontology annotation, molecular function: histone binding; nucleosome binding. Lineage: Eukaryota; Metazoa; Mollusca; Bivalvia; Ostreida; Ostreidae. Gene Ontology annotation, biological process: chromatin remodeling; regulation of DNA-templated transcription. The coding region runs from base 67 to 1347 and encodes 426 amino acids. Gene Ontology annotation, cellular component: nucleus; NuRD complex; ESC/E(Z) complex. The transcript is spliced from 15 exons.